Molecule: messenger RNA, 201 nt
Organism: Kwoniella mangroviensis CBS 8507
Lineage: Eukaryota; Fungi; Basidiomycota; Tremellomycetes; Tremellales; Cryptococcaceae
Exons: 2
Coding region: 1-201 (66 amino acids)
Source: RefSeq, a predicted model, not a curated record
AUGACCUUUCAACCUCAGGCUCAAGGGACUAAGAUCAAGGUUGCUGUUAUCGGAACGGGGCCAGGUGGCCUGGCAGCUAUCAUCAACCUCCUAAGAUUGCCUUUCGUCGAGCUUAGCGCUUACGACCAAGCUUCUGAACUGCGAGAAGUUGGUGCGGGCAUCAUUAUAAUGAGAACACAUGGAGGCACCUCAACCUUCUAG